AGAGUCCGAGUGGGUGGAGGGAGGGGUAGGGCGGGAGAAGAAAAAGGUGGGAGGAGAGCCAGGUGGGAGGGUGGCGACUCACUCAGGACCCAGUGGGGGCAGCGCGAUGAGGCGGGUGACCCUGUUCCUUAACGGCAGCCCCAAGAAUGGAAAGGUGGUCGCUGUGUAUGGAACUUUAUCUGAUUUGCUUUCUGUGGCCAGCAGUAAACUCGGCAUAAAAGCCACCAGUGUGUAUAAUGGGAAAGGUGGACUGAUCGAUGAUAUUGCUUUGAUCAGGGAUGAUGAUGUUUUGUUUGUGUGUGAAGGAGAACCAUUUAUUGAUCCUCAGACAGAUUCUAAACUACCUGAAGGGUUGUCAGGAUCUCACACAGACUGGCUAACCUUAAAUGUUGGAGGGCGGUACUUUACAACUACACGGAGCACUUUAGUGAAUAAAGAACCCGACAGUAUGCUGGCCCACAUGUUUAAGGACAAAGGUGUCUGGGGAAAUAAGCAAGAUCAUAGAGGAGCUUUCUUAAUUGACCGAAGUCCUGAGUACUUUGAACCCAUUUUGAACUACUUGCGUCACGGACAGCUCAUUGUAAAUGAUGGCAUUAAUUUAUUGGGUGUGUUAGAAGAAGCCAGAUUUUUUGGUAUUGACUCAUUGAUUGAACACCUGGAAGUGGCAAUAAAGAAUUCUCAACCACCAGAGGAUCAUUCGCCAAUAUCUCGAAAGGAAUUCGUCCGAUUUCUGCUAGCCACUCCAACCAAAUCAGAAUUGCGUUGUCAGGGUUUAAACUUCAGUGGUGCUGAUCUUUCUCGUUUGGACCUUCGAUACAUUAACUUCAAAAUGGCCAAUUUAAGCCGCUGCAAUCUUGCACACGCUAAUCUCUGCUGUGCAAAUCUUGAACGAGCUGACCUCUCCGGAUCAGUACUUGACUGUGCAAAUCUCCAAGGAGUCAAGAUGCUCUGUUCUAAUGCAGAAGGAGCAUCCUUGAAACUGUGUAAUUUUGAAGAUCCUUCUGGUCUUAAAGCCAAUCUAGAAGGUGCUAAUCUGAAAGGUGUGGAUAUGGAAGGAAGUCAGAUGACAGGAAUUAACCUGAGAGUUGCUACUUUAAAAAAUGCAAAGUUGAAGAACUGUAACCUUAGAGGAGCAACUCUGGCAGGAACGGAUUUAGAGAAUUGUGAUCUGUCUGGCUGUGAUCUUCAAGAAGCCAACCUGAGAGGUUCCAACGUGAAGGGAGCUAUAUUUGAAGAGAUGCUGACACCACUGCACAUGUCACAAAGUGUCAGAUGAGAAUUUCAGUGCUGAAGGAAGAAGUCCAAGAUGCAAAAUAUUUUCCUUAUCAGUUUUUUUUUCUCCACCCACUCAGUUGUCUAGAAGAAAUAACACUGUAAGAGAAUUAAAAAAAAAAAAAAAAAAAAAA
Lutra lutra (Eurasian river otter) is the source of this 1406-nucleotide messenger RNA. It is a transcript of the gene KCTD9, whose product is annotated as potassium channel tetramerization domain containing 9. The transcript has 12 exons. Gene Ontology annotation, biological process: protein homooligomerization; intracellular signal transduction. The record is from RefSeq and is a predicted model, not a curated record. Bases 107 to 1276 code for a protein of 389 amino acids. Lineage: Eukaryota; Metazoa; Chordata; Mammalia; Carnivora; Mustelidae. Gene Ontology annotation, molecular function: protein binding.